UGCAAUAAUACGUGUUUCUUUCCCCGUCUCAAUCAGUAUCCUAUCGAAAUAUUUAUUUUUAUUGACAAUGAAAUUCAUGUACAACAAUUUUAUUUCAUGAUAGUAUAUCGUACAGACCUCCAGAGGACAACAGAUAAAAGAAAUGGACAAGACAUGUGGUUGUAAAGGAAUACGGUCGUGUAUCUUGUGCGAAAAUCAGGAAACGCCCACAAAUCAACAGGACUGUCAGAAGUCAGAUUGUGUAGAUACAUAUGAUUUUUGUUGUCAUUGUGGUAAAGCUUGGAUACAGACUUCAAAGGAAUCAGACAAGGAUGAAGAAAAAUUUUCCAAUUGUGAAAUGAUUACUACCCAACAAUGUUGUGAAAGUCAUGAUGAACAGGGAACCAGAAAAUUCAUACAUUUUCCGGGAAUACAGAUUUAUUGUGACUUUAUCAACAAAACAGAAGAACAGACAAUCUGUGAUAAGAUAUAUGAAACUCCAUUUUGUUUGUCACAGUCAGGGAGAAGAAAACAGGACUAUGGACCAAAGGUGAACUUCAAAAAGAAGAAACUAAAAUUAGCAGAGUUCACAGGACUUCCAGAUUUCAGCAAAGACAUAUAUGACCGAAUGAAAACGGUAGACAUGUUGUCAGAUUUUAAACCUGUUGAACUUUGUAACUUAGAAUAUUCUUCAGAACGAGGAGCAUCUAUUGAUCCACAUUUUGAUGACUUUUGGCUUUGGGGAGAAAGACUCGUCACUCUAAAUCUUCUAUCUGAUUCAGUUCUUUGUUUUACAAAUGAUGACGUUCCUAGGACAGAGGUACAUUUGCCGAUGUAUCAAAGAUCUUUGUUAGUCGUUUACGGUCCAGCUCGAAACAAAUGGAAACAUGCAAUACAUAGAGGUGACAUCAAAAACAAAAGAAUUGCUGUUACAUUGAGAGAACUGUCCAAUGAAUUUCAAAGAGGGGGAGGCAGAGAAGAAGAAGGAAACAAUUUAAUAGAUAUAGCUCUGACUUUUAAGGGUACAGCUAUUGGAGUUCACAAGAUGUCAGAGCAUUCUGAACCUUGAAAAUUAAAAAUUGUAAUGCAUAAUGAA
This is a messenger RNA of Mytilus trossulus (common blue mussel), 1075 nucleotides long. Its product is annotated as alpha-ketoglutarate-dependent dioxygenase alkB homolog 4-like. Gene Ontology annotation, biological process: demethylation. Lineage: Eukaryota; Metazoa; Mollusca; Bivalvia; Mytilida; Mytilidae. The record is from RefSeq and is a predicted model, not a curated record. Gene Ontology annotation, molecular function: oxidoreductase activity; demethylase activity. The transcript is spliced from 3 exons. Bases 143 to 1048 code for a protein of 301 amino acids.